AUGGCGGUUCUCGUAGUGGUGAACUUCUAAAAGCCAUCCCUGAAAGAGACAUCUGAACCCGCAAUGUCGGAUCAUUUUUACUUGUUUGCUGGUUUAGGAAGCGCUGCUGUAUCAGCUUUAUUCUAUGGUGUGUACAAAAACAGGGAAGGUGCCAUACGAAGCUUGCAGAAUGCAGUAGAAUUUGAAAUUGGAUCACAACUGAGGAAUGCCCUUUUGGCCUCUGACACCCACUCAAUACCUUAUGGUGUUAUCAGAGGAGAGACAAAGCCUCAGAAAUCUAAUGAGGUGAUCAGAAGUUCUCAUGUUGCAGAUGUUACUGGAGUCAUGCAGCGUGUCAGAACACGUGAACAUAAGAGUGAAUGGAGUCGAACAACAAGGCUGUGGCAUGACAUGGAGAGAACUAUCAGCUCAGCAUCAUCUUCAGUUCCAUUCUGUUUGUUUAGAAAUGGUGACUGUGUUAAUGUCAUGGAACCGCUGUCAGCUGAACAACUUACCCUCAAAGUUAUUCAUGACAAGUUUGAACCAGUUAGUAGCUCGGUGGCAGAGUCCUUAGUACAGUGGGCCAGUGGUGACAAGACCAAAGGCUUCCAGACAAUUGAACAGAUGUUACCAGUUGGUACAACUCUCACUGGAAUUGGAGAAAUCACACUUACUGAUGAUGGCAUCAAGAUAGGACCCCCAAAAUCUGGUCUGACUUAUUAUCUAUCUCAAUUCACAUUAGAUGCUAUUGUGAGACAGCUGCAGUCAGGAAAGAAGGUUUGGAAAAUCUUGAGUGCCAUCUUUGCCUUUGGAAGUGGCAUAUUGUUCUUGGUGUCCCUGUUUCUUUAUUUCAAGAGACGGCGUGACAGGGAAGUGGAACUGGACUUGAUGCGGAGAAUGCGAGAGGAGGUGAAUGUUUUGGGUGAGGGUGAAGUAUUAGAUCAGCAAGAAGCCUGUGUUAUUUGCAUGGACAGACAGCGCAAUGUUGUUAUUUUAGACUGUGGCCAUAUUUGUUGCUGUAUAGACUGUGCUCAACGGGUCAACAACUGCCCUGUGUGUCGCCGUGUUAUUGCAAGGUUGAUUCCCACAUUCAAUAGUUGAAACUGAAAGUUCUUGUCUCUACUAAGUUAUUGUGAUAUCAAACUGAGAGUUAGUGUUAAUUCACAUGGAUCACAUGUAGGUUUAAUGGUUCCAAACUCUGCUAAAAUUUCCAGCACCAACCUUUAAAUCACUUUCUAUGGCCUUGUAUUUGGCAAAACUAUGGAACAAGUUUUAACCAGAAGUUUGCAGAGACUAGAAAAAUCUGUAUGUAGCAUGUAUAUUGUAUGUAGUACACUUCAUUGAUUUCAGUGAAUUUUUUUCUUUGUUUAAUUUUUUUUCAAACCAGUUUGUCUUGUAUUUGAUAUGCUAUUCUGAGACAAGGGAAAGUAAGAAACAAACUGGUUUGAAACAUCUUAGAAAAAGAAAAAAAAAUGUUCAACCGCUAAGUGUGCUGUUAUGUUUAGAAUGUUAAGGCUGAAGUAUUUGCAUAGAACCGAAUGAGCAAUGUGGGUUGUGUAACAAUAAUUUAGGUGUGACAGGAAUUAAUAAUGGAAAAGAAAUAAUUUAGUGGUAGUUGGAGUAAACUGACAUUAGGAAUUUGAACACUAUCUAGAUCAAAGGCUCUACAUUUCAUUGGUUUUUGUAGUGGUUCAAAGUGGUAGAAUUGCUUUUGUUCAGUUUAUUUCCUACAUUUACUUGGAGUCAAGUUGUAUUGUAUACUAAUAAAAAGAACAAAGUUAAUGAU
This is a messenger RNA of Pocillopora damicornis (cauliflower coral), 1765 nucleotides long. RefSeq names its product mitochondrial ubiquitin ligase activator of NFKB 1. Gene Ontology annotation, molecular function: ubiquitin-protein transferase activity. The record is from RefSeq and is a predicted model, not a curated record. NCBI's taxonomy places the organism in Eukaryota, Metazoa, Cnidaria, Anthozoa, Scleractinia, Pocilloporidae. Gene Ontology annotation, biological process: organelle organization; protein ubiquitination.